Molecule: messenger RNA, 988 nt
Organism: Mustela lutreola (European mink)
Lineage: Eukaryota; Metazoa; Chordata; Mammalia; Carnivora; Mustelidae
Gene: FAM167B
Product: family with sequence similarity 167 member B
Exons: 2
Coding region: 224-781 (185 amino acids)
Source: RefSeq, a predicted model, not a curated record
UUAGCAGGCCAGGAAAAUCCCAGCCCUUGCACAGUCAGCCUCAUAUACCUCUCUCUUCACCCACCCUGACACACUCGGCUUCCCUGACCCACCUUGGACAGUCCCCAUCACAUACUCCCUGGCACAGUUGUGUCCCCCUCAGCUCCCGCCACCCCCCCCCCAGCCAUACUGCCAGCCUUUCCCAGAGCUGUAGCCUUGCCCCGUCACUCACCCCAAGCCCAGCAUGUCCCUGGGGCCACUGAAAUUCCAGGCAGUAGGUGAAGAAACUGAAGAGGACGAGGAGGAAGAGAGCCUGGACUCUGUCAAGGCUCUGACGGCCAAGCUGCGGCUGCAGACGCGGCGGCCCUCAUACCUGGAGUGGGCGGCCCGGGUCCAGAGCCAGGCGUGGCGCAGGGCCCAAACCAGACCUGGGCUGGGGGGUCCUGGUGCCCUCUGCGGCUUCGACUCAAUGGAUUCUGCCCUUGAGUGGCUCCGGCGGGAGCUGGAAGGGAAGACUGACGCGAGCCGCUGUGGACCGGUACAGCGGUCUCACGCCCCCUCUCGGCCGCAGCGGGAGAUGCGGGCUCAGGACCAGCAGCUGGCGGGGCAGCUGCUUAGGCUGCGGGCCCAGCUGCACCGGCUGAAGGUGGACCAAGCCUGUCACCUGCACCGAGAGCUGCUGGACGAGGCGGAGCUGGAGCUGGAGCUGGAGCCGGGGGCCGGCCUCGCCUUGGCCCCGCCGCUGCGGCACCUCGGCCUCACGCGCAUGAACAUCAGUGCCCGGCGCUUCACCCUCUGCUGAGGGGCACCUGCGGGCCUCCUGAGACCUCAAAGGCCCUAGCACCUGGCAAGGGGUGGUGGGAGGGUUGAGGGGCUGUCACUCUUUUGGGAGCAUAAAACCCCAGCAUCCUGUCACCCCUGCUGCCCUAUCUUGGGGAGGGGUGUUUGGAGGAAGGGGAGAAGCUCAUGCACCCCCAGGCUCUUCAAUAAAGGCCCUCUGUGCUUCCCA